GUACAAAGGCGGCGCCCCGCAGCACGGCUCCCCAGUCCCGUCCGUGACCGCGGAGGAGCAAGAUGUGUUGGAGGAGCUUCACGAGGUGUCUGGGCAUCGCCCUCAUACCCCUGUCUGUGUGCUGCAUCGUGGCCAAUGUCCUGCUCUAUUUCCCCAACGGAGAAACACGGUAUGCCAAGGAUAACCUCCUCACCCGGUACGUGUGGUUCUUCUCGGGGAUCGCAGGAGGGGGUCUCGUGAUGAUACUUCCGGCCGCCGUGUUUAUGAACCUGGGGGACUGCGACGGCUGCUGUGGGAACCGAGACUGUGGGAAGAGCUGUGCGAUGCUGGGCUCCGUGGUGGCCGCCCUCAUUGGACUGGCCGGCGCCAGUUACUGCUUCGUCGUCUCGGCCUUGACGCUCACCGAGGGACCGUACUGCAGGACGUCCGGAGACUGGGGGUACCCGUUUGCGAACCAGAGCGGAAAGUACCUGACGGAGCGCAGCACGUGGUCCCUGUGCCAGGAACCGGCGCACGUGGUGGAGUGGAACGUCACCCUCUUUUCCAUCCUCCUGGCGCUCAGCGGCGUCGAGGUGCUCGUCUGCGGCAUGCAGGUCAUCAACGGGCUGCUGGGGGGGCUCUGCAGGGCCUGUUACCACAGGAGUCAUUACAGCCUGAACGCCUGAGAUGUCCACUUGAGAGGAUAAACCCCCCCUCCACGUGGGGCCGUUCCACACCAGACCUUGGGACGACCCCUCGGCCCAUUUCCUCGCCUGCUGCAGGCGCAGAUGGAAAAAGUGACGCGUCCUCUCGUAGCGUAUCUUGUUUACAGCACAGGAUACGAGAGCAGCUCGCUUUGGUGAAAGUGCGACCCUUCGCGAACCAACCGUCCCUUGUAUUCAUUAUGAACCACCCCUCAUGCAUUCACAAUAUUAAUGUGCUAACAUCACUAAACUGAAGGUCUGGGUCUUUCGCAAAGGAAAUGUUGUACCGUACAAGUUUCUCGAUGUUCCGCAGAUGUUGUCUGCUUUAUCUAUAUCUGUUUCAAAUUUUUAAACAUCUGAAAAUUGCAUUUUAUUUUUUUAUGUUUUGCU
Scleropages formosus (Asian bonytongue) is the source of this 1073-nucleotide messenger RNA. Its product is annotated as transmembrane 4 L6 family member 1-like. Bases 63 to 665 code for a protein of 200 amino acids. Lineage: Eukaryota; Metazoa; Chordata; Actinopteri; Osteoglossiformes; Osteoglossidae. The transcript is spliced from 4 exons. Gene Ontology annotation, cellular component: membrane. The record is from RefSeq and is a predicted model, not a curated record.